Messenger RNA from Coregonus sp. 'balchen', 3628 nucleotides. The record is from the annotation of a GenBank genome assembly. Lineage: Eukaryota; Metazoa; Chordata; Actinopteri; Salmoniformes; Salmonidae.
GUGACAAUCAUUCACAAGGGUCUGGAUCGGUGUGCUACACUGCUCAAUGGCAUUCUCCAGGCAGAGACAGCAGGUACCAGUCAACUAUUUACUCUGUUUCCACAGAACCUUUACAUUUCUAGUUUAAAUUAUUGACCAAAGUGUUUGCAUUGUGUGAUAGAGGCCAAGCCAAUCUCCGUCAGGGGAACAGGGAAGACUCGAGCCGCCAAAUCCCGACCGCUGUGUACUCUGGGAAAGGAGAGAGUAGACGCAGAGAGGAGGAAGCAGACAAAGAGACCUGUCACUCAGACCGCUAAAAAAACAGGUGGGACCUGUGUGUGUGUGUGUGUGUGUGUGUGUGUGGUGUGCAAAAAGUAAUACCUCUCUCUGCUCCAGCUCCCGUGCAGAAGACGAUCCUAUCAUCCCUGUCGUAUCCUGGGAUGAGGAACAAUAUUCAGAGUUCAGCCGGAACGUCAGAACCGGGGUCAGACGCUCGUUUUAACUGUCGCCUGACCACCUCCACCCCCACCCUGAGUCCCCAAAGACUCCCCCCUAACAACACACUAUCGACACUACCCCCAGGCCCCUCACUCCCUCUAGCCCAGCCUGGAGGCUCCAUCUCUGGGGUGGCAUCAGUCCACCUGGGGGGCUCUACCUCCACAGCUCCGUUAGCUGCUCCUGGAGCUGUAGCUACACCUCCACCCACAGGCCCAGUCCUCUCUCUCCUCGCAGCCCAACCAGGAGGCUUCAUCUCUGGGGUUGGAGGUCCGGCUGCCCAGGGGAGAUCCAGGUCCUGUAGUCUGCACCUUGGUGCUCUCUCUGUGGAGAGGCUAGCUCUGUCUGCCCCCCUGCCCUCUGACAUCUCUGUGUCUGGAGAAAGUGGACAUCCAAUCUCUUAUUCCUGCUCUCCCCCUCGUCAGGGAACACCAGUACUCUUCUCUGAAAUUCAUCCUCACCCCCAGCCUCACCCUCAGCCUCACUCUCACCCCCAGCCUCAGUCCCAACCUCACCCCCAGCCUGAGCCCCAAUCUCACCCCCUUGCCAACACUCAACCCCAGUCUGCCCCAGAUGCUCCAUCCCUGGGCAGGGGGGGUCAGCUGGAUUCUACCCAGGAUGGAGAGGCCUUAGCCAGGGAGGCAUGGGGCCACAUGGAGGGUAACGCUGGAGAGGAGGAAGAGGAGUGUCCCGUGAGAGACACCAGUGCCCAGACCAGCUUUAACAUACAAACACACACCCAGCUGGCAUACACACACCCACACACACACAAAGAUCCAGUGCCUGUACAGGCAUACUUACAACACACACAUCCAGGUGUGGCUCCCAACCACACACACUCCUACACACGCAUGGCGCUGGCAGUGGGCUGUAAGGGCUGUAGUCCAGAGGAAACGGCUCGUCAGGUGAUGACUGUUCAAUACCUCCUUGGAGAGUUGAAGGCUCUGCUCGCUGGCCAAGGUAAUCACUCAAUCAACCAAACUGUCAAAAUAAUCAGUCAACUAAUCAGUCAGUCAAAAUGACUAUUUAAUCAAAUGUUAAUGAUCUCCGCCACUCUCUCUCUCUCUUUCACUCUCUCUCCUUCAAACCAUUUUCCUCCCUCUCUCUCUCCCCCCUCCCCCUCCCCUCUGUAGACGGUGUAGCAGAGCGUCUGGUGGGUGAGCUGGAGCAGACAGUGUCUCUACUUCCUGUCAUGGUGGGCAGCUCUAACAUCCAGGCUGAGAUUGCUCUGGUCCUGCAACCUCUACGCAGUGAGAACGCACUGCUACGCAGGUCAGGACCAUCCCCAUCACCCAGGUCCUGGUGUGAGUGUUUCAUACAGAAGGUUGAUCAUUUUAACGCAUGUGUGUGUGUGUUCAGGCGUCUGAGGAUAGUGAACCAACAGUUGCAGGAGAGAGAGAGAGCAGAGAAGGAGGCCAGAUAUGUCCACUGUGACAAUGACGGUAAGAUAAACUGCCCGACACUCUUUCAACUGUCUAUCAGUGUGAGUUUAUUAUUUUGUGUGUCUGUAUCUCUAAGUAUCUAACCUCCUCUGUCUCUUAGUGUCGGCUCUGCAGUCGGAGCUCAAUGACGCUCACACAAGUCUGCAAGAGCUGCAGCGCGACAACACUGAGCUACGGCAAGCCCUGGUGGACACACACAGCCAGCUGCAGCAGAGUGAAGCGGAGUGCAGUCGCAUCAGGAAAGGUAAUAGAUGAGGGGGAGAACGUACUCAACUUCUUUUCUAUUUUCUAUCUCCAGAAUCAGGAGGAGUCAUAAAAUACAUGAAGAUCAGGGCCUUAAACUGGUCCAUAUUACGCUGAGAUUAAAGGAUCUCUGUGGUGUCUGUGUGUAUUAUCUAAUAUGGAUAUAAUCUCUUUAUAUAAGUGUAUGUGUGUGUGUGUGUGUGUGUGUGUGUAGAUGUGCAGUCUGCUCUGGCUGAUGUGCAGGGCUGUAACAGCAGGCUGGAGGAGUGUCAGAAGGAGAACGCUGCACUGGCCCUCAACAUCCAGAAGAGGGAGCAAGAGAUCCACACACUACAGGAGCACCUCAGGUGUGUGUGUGUGUGUGUGUGUGUGUGUACUUUGUAAUAAUUGAUUGAAGGAGUUUUUAUUUUUAUUUUUUACUGACAUUCUUUCUCUAUCGACCUGUCCCCUCUCUCUCUCUCUCUCUCUGUCUUUUCCUCCUGCUCGUUCUUUCUACCCUUCUCUCUCUCUCAGAGCUCUACAGGUCCCUGUCGCUGAGUCUCCCACUGUGACUGACAUCCCUACGUCCCGCCUCCCUCUCACUAAACGAGCUCUGGACCAAUACCAGGACCAGCAGGGUCCGUCAGACCACCCAGUCAGCCAAUACCUGUGGUCGCUGGAGCAGAAGGGGUGUGGUUCUGUCUCCCUGCCCUGUAAAGGCCCUGAAUGCAACUAUACACACCAGCAGGACUUCAGUGUGUUUGCGCCAGGUGGUCCGAGUGUGUGUGCGUCUGCGAAUCAGGACAUGAGUGUGUGUGUGGCUCUGGAAAGAAAAGCCACCCCGCCUUUGGCCUUCGCCCCCCUGAGAGAGAAUGAGAGGUCACCACUUCCUGUUGAGGGGUCACCGCUUCCUGUGAGGAUGUCACAGAGAGGGGGGUCACCGCUUACUGUGAUGUCACAGAGAGGAGGAGGAGCUUAUGCUCAGGGUCAGAGGUCACCGCAGGGUCUUCAGAGCCUCAGUGUUGCCCUCGAGAGUUUCCCUCAAUUAAAAAGCCUAUUUUCUAAUCUCCACCAAUCGAACGGACUCUGCUCUAAUGGCGCUGGACCCUCUGACCUGUCCCAGAGUCACCGGCGCCGUCUGGACAUGGAUAUGGCAUCACCGGGUAAGGGGCAGAACUCUUCACUUGACUCCACCGGCCUCUCCUUAUGUGAGGUCAGAUCCUUGGCUUCUGAUUGGAGCGCAGGGUCAAGCUCGACCUUUGACACGCGUGACGAGCAGGAGUUCCGGAAUGGGCUGGCCGCUCUGGACGCCAGCAUUGCCAGCUUGCAGAGAACUAUAAAGCAGGACCUCAAGAGAUGAGACAGACAGAGACACAUGCAAUCACACACACAGCGAGGUAGUCUGAAUCUACUCCAAUGUAAUAAAAUAACCAAUGUAUUUUUCUAGGUUUUUUUUUUUUUUUUAUUGUACUUUAUUUGAAUAAAAUGGC